Molecule: messenger RNA, 7856 nt
Organism: Camelus dromedarius (Arabian camel)
Lineage: Eukaryota; Metazoa; Chordata; Mammalia; Artiodactyla; Camelidae
Gene: USP6NL
Product: USP6 N-terminal like
Exons: 15
Coding region: 135-2630 (831 amino acids)
Source: RefSeq, a predicted model, not a curated record
ACUCCCCGCGCUGCCCCCGCCGGCAGCCUCCGCCGACGGGACCGUCCGGGGGACAUGUAUUCCUCUGAGAAACGCUGGACAGCAGAUUUGGGUGCAGCACCUGUUCGGGGCCACAUACAGAGACGUCUCCAGUCAUGGAUUCAGACCAGGAUGUAGCAUUCAAACUUGCCCAGGAGCGAGCUGAAAUAGUUGCUAAAUAUGACAGAGGACGAGAAGGCGCAGAGAUUGAACCUUGGGAGGAUGCUGAUUACCUGGUUUACAGAGUCACAGAUAGAUUUGGCUUCUUACAUGAAGAAGAGCUCCCGUAUCAUAACGCAGCUGUGGAACGACAAAAGCACCUGGAAAUUGAAAGAACUACUAAAUGGUUGAAAAUGCUAAAAGGAUGGGAAAAAUACAAGAACACUGAAAAGUUUCAUAGGAGAAUUUACAAAGGAAUCCCACUCCAGCUCAGAGGUGAAGUCUGGGCUCUACUCCUGGAGAUCCCUAAAAUGAAGGAAGAAACAAGAGACCUUUAUAGUAAAUUAAAACACAGAGCACGGGGUUGUUCACCUGAUAUCAGACAAAUAGACCUUGAUGUCAACCGCACUUUUAGGGACCAUAUCAUGUUCAGGGACAGAUACGGCGUUAAGCAACAAUCCCUAUUCCACGUUCUCGCUGCUUAUUCUAUUUACAACACGGAGGUUGGAUACUGUCAGGGGAUGAGCCAGAUCACAGCCUUACUCCUCAUGUACAUGAAUGAAGAGGACGCCUUCUGGGCCCUUGUCAAACUCUUCUCGGGCCCCAAACAUGCCAUGCAUGGUUUUUUUGUCCAUGGUUUUCCCAAACUCUUGAGGUUUCAAGAACAUCAUGAAAAAAUACUGAAUAAAUUUUUGUCCAAGCUUAAGCAGCACUUGGAUUCCCAAGAAAUCUACACAAGUUUUUACACAAUGAAAUGGUUUUUUCAGUGUUUCCUUGAUCGGACUCCCUUUACACUAAACCUCAGAAUAUGGGACAUCUACAUCUUUGAAGGAGAGCGAGUUCUUACAGCUAUGUCUUACACGAUCUUAAAAUUACACAGAAAACAUCUUAUGAAAUUGUCUAUGGAAGAACUUGUAGAGUUUCUUCAGGAGACCUUGGCGAAGGAUUUUUUCUUCGAAGAUGACUUUGUAAUAGAGCAACUUCAGAUAUCCAUGGCAGAACUAAAGCGGGCAAAAUUAGAUCUUCCAGAACCUGGUAAAGAGGAAGAAUUUCCGAAGAAACCUUUGGGACAACUUCCCCCUGAAUGUCAGCUGGCUGGCGUCAGUCACCUGAGCAACGGACAGAGAAGUGUGGGCAAGUCAAGUCCCCGGACAGGGAGCAGAAGGGAAAGCAGCUCCUCUCCUCACAAGACACACGAGCACUCCCCUCACCAUCAGAGCAGAGCUGGUACCCCGGAAAGAGUGAGGCAGCCAAGGCGGAAGUCAGUGGACGAGGAAAGUAAAAAGCUUAAAGAUGAGGCAGAUUUUCAAAAAAGGCUUCCAUCAGGUCCGCAAGACAGUUCCAGGCAGUAUAACCAUGCAGCUGCUAACCAGAAUAGCAAUGCCAUUUCAAACAUCAGGAAGGAGUUUGUGCCCAAAUGGAAUAAACCGUCAGAUACGUCAGCUAUUGAAAAAGCUGCCAAAUACGCCAUCGAAGGCAGAAGCAGAGCUGCCCACCCCACACUUCGGAUCACCGUCCCGAGUUCAGCAGAUGCUCGGGUACCCAGCGUCAGGCAGAAGAUGAAGGUCUUGGAUGCUGACGAAGGGAAGCGGGGCUCGAAUGCAUCCCAGUACGAUAACGUUCCUGAAAGUGAGAAUGGCGCUGCUCUGGAAGAGGCCCUCGAGCGGGCGUCCUCGCACAGCCCCAGGGGCAUUGCUUACUCUCACAGUCCCAGGAGGCAUGCCGAGCCAAGCUCCAGUCCACCCAAAGUACCCAACAAGUUUACUUUUAAAGUACAGCCUCCAGGUUAUGCAAAAUACCCGCCUCAGUUCAAUGGGGAAGAUCGUGGGACAGGGCAUCCCCCAUCUUACAGUAAUCCCCCCGAUUACCAUGGAAACCCUCCUCCCAAGCACGUCCCUGCUGCUCACAGCAGCUUUGUGCCUCCCCCGUUCACCCUUGGGACUCACGUGAAUCCUCCUAGGAGACCUUAUGGUUCUACUCUUUCAGUCAAUGCUUCUCCAGAGAAACCCUCCCACCGCCCGACUCCAGUCAUCCUGCCAUCCAGUAGAAUAGAAGUUCUCCCUGUGGAUUCUGGUGCCAGCGGGUAUUCGGGCAAUUCAGGGUCGCCGAAGAAUGGAAAAUACAUCCUUCCUCCAGCAGAUCGUUUGCCAGAUAACAGAAAAUGGUCGGAAAUUGGUUACACGUUCAGGCCAGAGAUGCAUGGACAGUCGUGGGCUCAAGAUGCAGACCACAGCCACUUAAGCAGUUUACCAAAAUAUCUCACCUUUCAACGUGGACCCUUUCAGGACCACAGCCUCCCAGCAGUUUCUGUAGAUAGUCCAGUGCGGUACAGAACUUCCCCAGCGCUGGAAGAUGCCAGUUCAUCUGGGUAUCAGUAUUCAGGGCCCUCGCCUCCGGCUCAUCACUACAGAAAUCGGGAUGGACUCUCCAUCCAAGAAUCAGUAUUGCUGUGAGAAUUUAUCUGUGCUUGCUACAGACAAGAGAAUAGAAACCGUGUGAAACCUACAUUGCUGUGUUUAUAAUUGCCAAAGCAGUGUUUUAUACAAUUGUGAACAACUCGCACAAUUCGGAUGUAUGUUAGUAAUAAGAAUAUAUGGGAGCGUUUUCAUCCCCACCUAAAUGCUGCUUAAGAUGAGCUUUUAACUUGCAUCAUCACUGAACCUGUUAAAAGGAAUUUAAUGUGGAAACAUAGCAAUAGCAUUUAGGGACGUACGCUCGGUUUCAUUUGUAUCUUUCUCCAACAUCUGAAUAUUCGUACUCUGUUAGCCCAUUCUAUUUUGAGUGAUGUUACAAAGCACUGAAAACCUGAGCUGAAUAGUUACUUUUAAGGCUGUGUGUAGUGUAUGUGUCUUUCCCUAGAUACCAUGGGCAUCUGUGCAUUACACGUUUGAACGCAGAACUAAAGAAAUGUUAACGAAAGAAACUACUUUUAAUCUAGAUCCAUGGAAUAAUUUAUUCUUCUUUUCUCCCUAACUUGUCUUUUGGUCAAAUUUUUUUUCCCCUCCCCUUUUAUUUUUAACCCAGGUCCUAAACUGACUUAAGGGUUUGCCCUGACUUAAUUCAGUGUCUCACAGAAUGCUCAGCUUUUUCAUCCAGUUGCUGGCAUUUUCUCUGAAUCUGAAAAUUGAAGACAUUGGAGAGAAAGGCUGACCACUUAAUGGUGCUUAAAAAUCGGGGCAGUUAAAGUAAGUUUAUGGCCAAAGGUGCAGCGCUCAGAGGAUCCUUGUUCACCAAGAGAUCUGUUUUGGUGCAUCUGUGCCCUUUGUUCUGGUCUGACUCUUGCAAAGCUCAGAGCAGAACGUUCCUCGCCAGAUGCCCAGGCGGUGCUGUGGCGCAGCUGUCCGGCGGGCGCCAGCAGGAGAAGCUGCACGUUACCAUCAAGCACUCACACGGGGCGGCGGAGCAGGCUCCUCUGAAAUUCGUUUGAAAGCAGGAUCAACAAUACGGUUACUUCUUACUUCUGCCCCUUGAAUUCCUGCAGACCCUCCCCGCAAAGGGCCCGGGUGGCAUUUACACGAUCUUUUCCUGACACUCUAUCUUUAAAGAAUGUAGUCAGUGGAUAUUGCUGCACUUAGGCCAUUAAAUUAUCGUUGUGUAAAAUUGUGAAAAAACGAUCCUAAUUAUUACUGGAAUCUUAAGAGUUGGAUCUUUUUUUUUUAAUAGUGUAAGUUUCAUACUUUCAGAAAUCUUUUUGUCUGUUCGCGUCAGUGAAAAAAAUUCAGGAUCAUCAUAACGAAGACAGCAGUGUCUCUUAAAAUUUUGUUUUACACUACAGUUGCCAAAACACUGACCACGUUUUGGGCACUCCAAGAAAGUCUGACUUUGUUGUCAACAUUCCUUUGCUCCAGUUUGCCUCAGAGAGAGUAGAAAACCUCAGAUAGAUGGCUCUUACUGUUGCAAGUUGAGACUUUAAGCUUUCAAGGUACAGAGGUAUGUCUUUUAAAACGAGAGUAACAGUUGUUUAGUUCCUGAAUGUGACAAUGUUUUUUGUGUAUAUAAUGAGUCUAAUGUAAUUUUAACCAACUCGGUCAUGAUGUUAUUAAAAAUGGCAAAACAAAUGCAGUGUGUUAGUGGCUAAGCACUGCACAGAAGCUCAGACUAAAUCCGGGCACACCGGGCCGUUGACUCAGAUCAUGUGGAAGCUUAGAAGUAAAUGUAUAUACAAAUGUAGCUGGGGAUAUGAAUUCCAGUCUUAAACCAUGACUCUGUGACUUGUAAUAAACCAAGCUGUACAAUUUAGUUUAUGAUAGCAGCCUCUGAGCUGCUCCAAGAUAUAUAUAUCAACAGUGGAAAUACUGUAGAUUUAUAUUUAUAUAUAUAUGCAAAAUAUAUAUACACACACACUAUUUUCUUACGUCAUCUAUGACAUUUUUUAUCUGUAUACUUUUUUUGAUGUGAUUGUUUUUAACAUGCUAACUAUUUUGUUCUGUGUCUUUUAUGUGCUUUUUUCUUCGUAAGUCAGAAGUGCCGCAUCUCUGAUACUUCGGAAGCUAAUUCUCUUCUGAGUAGAUGGUGCCCAGUGUUUGCCUACAUGACUUCAGCUCGAUCACAGUUCUCUGCUCCAUGCUUUGCUAAUUCCCAGUAGUUCUGUAUUUAGACCCGCAUCACCUUGCCUUUUUUUUAUUCAAUCGUGAGUAGUAACAAUGAGGUCUUCUUUUCAGUCUUCCUCAUUGUAAAAUGUAGCUCUCUGUUAGUUUGUCAAGAAAAAUUUAAUUCGAAGUUAUUUUGCCUCUGUGCAAUUUUAUUCUUUCAAAUUUAUGUUUUAAUAAAAGGUAAAUGAUGAAACAAUGAUGAAACAUGAAAUAAUAUUCAUAAAGUGGGUUAAAUAUAUUUAUAAAAAAACAUAAUAGGUUAGUUUUUUCACGGUGUGGAGACUGAUUUUACUCUGUAACUGCAUGUCCAGUAGGUAAAUAUUUUGCCACUGUUGAGCCUUUUUCUUUGUAGCAGUUUUGCUUUGCUUAUUAACACAAUAAGCACUUUGGUAUAGUUUUUUUUUUUCUUUUUUCAUAUUUACUUUGAAACGUUAAAGAAACUAGACCCAGGGUCUCAAAGGGUUUUAAAACUUCAACUUUUUCAGGUGCUUAUGUUGUUUUUAGAAUUUUUUAAAAUAGCAUUUGGAGCUGGAAGACACCUGUAUCUGUCAGAUCGGAUCCAUAUUGGGUAUAAAUUGGACUGACAAAAGACAGAUUAACAGGAGAAAAGGAGACAAGUUUAGUAACGUGCAUCCUGCGUCCAUGUGGUACCCAGUGAUGAGUCACUCAGGAGGGUUAGACUUGGGGUCUCUGUACUACACUUAGCCGGGGGGGGGGGGUAGGGGAAAGGGAUGAGGAAGAAGGGCACUUAUGGAAAAUAAAUGGGCGUUUAGGGAGAUGGAAUAGUUGGUGACAGUUUGGUUGUGGCGCCAGGAGAGAAGGUUAGAGCUUCCAGGAGGGGAUUUAUGACCGUUGAGUCCUUUGGGGGAGGCUCUACUUUUAGCCAGAUCAGGGAUUUCAGGAACUCCAGUGUCUUUAGCUCAAAAUCAUUCUGAUCCCCUUCGCUGUCAGUGACAGAAUGUUUCUUGAAGGAAGAGAGAUUCCGCCAAUGGGACAUUUUUGGAAGGGAAAAUCAGAUGUUUACAGGAUGUAGUGUGAUCGUCUUAACUUUUUUCAUUUUAAGACAGUUCCAAUGCUGUUGUAUGUCAUAUUGAGUGUCAGCUUGAACGUGGGAUUUUGUGUUUGUCAUUCAGAUCUCCCUUAGGGCCCGCUGAUCAUAAGCACAGAAAUGAUGCCUGCUUAGUACUUUGCUGAGAUCUCCUUUCUUUUCAUUUUCAUGGUUAGAGAAAAACAUUCCAUGUCCACAAAGCAGGAUUUAUUCAUAGAGGUUGCAAGUCCAAGAUCAAGGUAAGGAUCUCCAGCUUAGUCUUCAGGAAAUACUACUGCUCCCGGUUACCUUUUGCACUCACACCUUCAUUUUAAUGUGCGCUUGUUUGUGGGUUAGUAAGACUCAUUGUGGCAAUGUGUGUUUUUCCCCUUUGUUUCAACUGUCUUAUAGUAGAUUUUAAAUACAUUUUUGAUACGGAUAUUGAUACUGACUGACCAGAUGGUUUCAGUAAGUCGGACUUGACUUUGGCAGUGACCUAAGGUACUGAGAAUAGGAAGAAAAAAUUCCGUCGAACAUGGAUCUGUGAAUUGCACUUUCAGAAGGAUUUUGGUUAUCCAUGAAUCUAAGCAUAACUGCCACCAUUUUAUCAGUAAGAACACCAAAAAACAGGAACAAAUUUUAGAUUUCUUGGAAGUAGCUCUUGAGUCUUCUGGUCUUUAGAAUUAUCUGGGGAACUUGAAAAAAAAGUAGUUGUUGUAUAUGCUCACUGUGAGCGGUCCCCAGAAUUCUUAACAGAUCAGUUUCAGAGUUUAGAAACUCUGAUUUCAGGUAAGUUAGGAAAACUUGCACUGGAAAGGCGGGCAUGACCAGCCGUCUGUGAACGCUGACGGAGGGCCCCGAGCUGUGGGAAGUGUGGGCGGCUUCCGCUGAAGGGGGCCUGGGCCCUGAAGUUGCUCCCACUCCUGCUGACCGUAGUUCUUCAAAAUAGGUAGAGCCCUGGGAAGACUUAUUUCCAUUUUCCUGCAUGACCUCUGUCCCUUUGCUUAAGUGACUUGCUGGGAGGAAGCCUACGCUCCCUGGAAGCCUGAGUGAUUUUCCCCACGUGAGGAGCUGAGGCUUUGCCGCGCAGGCUGGGCACCUGCUCGGCCAGCCAGCGCUUGGUCGAGCCCCUCCCGGGUCCUGGUUGCCCUGGGACUGGGCCGGGUUCAUACUUCAGGGUAGGAGAUGCGUUUUAUAAUCCACGUCUCAGCUCAGUGUGGAGAUGGGCGUGGUGACUAUUAUGGGCACAGAAAGGCCCAGCUCGGGAGGACCAGGGAGGGCCUGUGAGCGGUGUCGCCUUAGCUGAGCUGGUGAGGAAUCAUAGGGCAGACGGACAAGAGGGAGAAGAAAGGGCAUUUGCCCAGAGGGGGUGGCCGUGGUAAGUGUGGACUUGGUGUGUGUGGGGGAUGGGGUGGGGGGGGUCCCGCAGAGACCAGGUUGUGGAGGGCCUCAUGUGCCCUGGGACUGGACGCAUAGGUGGGGGUGCAAGCCUGACGUUGGGGUGAGGGCAGCAGGGGUUCUGUCUAAGGUCUUCUGUCUAAAGGGGAUUCCAGAGCUUCACACCAGGGAAGAAGUAAUGAAGAACGGUGAUUAAUUUGAACACUACUAAGUAAAGAAUCACUAGCAUUACUGGCAUAUCUGGCACUGCGCUAAGCGUUUCACCUGUGUUAAUCCAGUUGGUGCUCGCAGUGACCUCGAGGCAUGCACUGCCUGACUUCCUGGUUCACAGGUGAGGAGUUGAAGGCACAGGGAGCUGCAGUAACUUUCCCGGCAUGCUGGGGGUGGAGCCAGGACUUCCCACCCCCACCAGCAGUUUUAAGGACGUGUAAUUUACCCACCAUAAAGUUCACCCGGUUAAGUGUGCACAUCAGUGAUUUUUUCAGUCAGUUUAUGGAGUUGUGCAACCAUUACAGCAAACCAAUUUUAGAACAUUUCCGUCACCUCAAGAAGAUCUCUUGUGUCUGUUUGUAGUCCAUCUCCAUUCCCACCCCCAGCCUCAGGCAACCACUAAAACACCUUCUGUUUUUCUGAUUUGCCUUUUCUGGACAUUUCCUGUGGAU